UUCUGCUUUGGCAGCGCGCACUUGGCCAAAAUAGUUGUUGGUUCGCAUGCAAAACGUUAAAAUCGCAUUAGCUGAAAAACAUUUUUAUACCAACGGCGCGUUUUUAAUUUUUUCUACACUACAACAACACGAAAAAUAUAUAAAAUAAACUAGACAAAGUAGAUGGCGAAAAUGAAAACCAAAUCCCAAAAAAUAACCAAAAACAAAACAACAACGAGUAAACUAAACUUUUAACGUUCGACAAAUUUAUUGCGCAUACAUAAGUAUAAAUAAAUAAACGCGUGUAUAUAGAGAAAUACAUAUAAUAAAUGAUAAUUCAAUAAUUUUCAAACAACAAAAGGUUCGAGCAACGUUCUGUGAAGAAAAGCAAAAACAUGAGUGCUGGUGAAAAUCGGGAAAAAUUGGAAAACCAGAAUAAGAUGUUUAGAUGUAAUCGCAAAGAAAGUGUGUCAAGCCGUCCUCUUUACAAAGAAUCAACCCUAAACUAAAGUAAACUACGACUUUUUAAUGUUAUAAACCUUGAAAAGGACUAACAAAUCGCUGGUAGAAUAGCUGAACAAGGCGUGACUUGUGUGUGACUUGUGAGUGUACAUAACGAAGGGAAGUAUGUGAAACCGGGGCGCAGGAAUGGCCGCCCACUUGCCUCUGGCCCACCUUUUGUGACCGUGCGUGUGAAAUAAAAGAGAGAAGUCAAACCAAAGAAAAAAAAUAAAAGAAAAAAGAAUACACGGAAAAGCAAAAAGAAAACGAACGCAACUACUACAAUCAGCGGCAAUGGAAUAGCGAUUCAAUGUCACAGUCAGCGAGCAGCAUCUAUGUGCACAGAAUCAGAUACAGAUACAGAUAUCCCUAUACAUAUACCCACACCUACGACGAAACCUACACAUGUGUAAACCGCUCACGUAUGUAGAGAAAAGCCAUAGCCGCAGAUUAGUGAGCCAGUUUUAAGGGGCCGACAUCGAAAGAAAGGCGAAUUCGACGACGACGACGACGACGACAAUCAACAUUCAUCAUACGCACCGUGGGACGCGGCGCCAAACGCAAAUGCAGCCCCUGAUCGAUCGGUACCAAAGAGCAUCCACCUGCCAUUGACGACUCUCAGCAGCGCGCCGCGCGUGUUGAUGUGCAGCGCAUCCGUGGGCACCGAAGGAUCCGUCACUCUGCAACUACGUGAUGCGAACUCAUUGGAGGCAGCAGCCACAAAGACAGCAGCGGCAGCCACAUCGACGACGUCACCAAAUGGCGCUGCAAGUGCGCCAGCGUCGACGCUAGAGAAUGCGCUGACCAUCGGCUAUCCGGAUCCGGAAAUGUUGGCAGAUGUCUUGGGCACCAUUCAGACAGCCUCUCUCAAGAACAACAACUCAAUCACAGCAGCAACUUCAAGCAAUAGCUCGACCAAGUCGACGAGCAGCAAUCAUCUGACAAAUCCCAACAAGAUAACCAUAACCAGGCGGAGUGUGCAGUCGGUCAGCACCUCGACGCAUAGCAGUAGCAUUAGUAGCUGCAGCAGCACUAGCAGUAGCAACAGCAACAGUGGCAAGAGCAACACCAGUUACAUCAAGAACUGCUUGAUACGCAGCAGCAGCUGCAGCAACACGGUCACCAAUGUCACCACAUUGGCGCAGAUUAUGAGCAACAGCAGCACCAGCAGCGCGGCCAGUUUACUCAAUCAGCACAACAACAAUAGCAACUGCAGCAACAGCAGCAACUUCAGUACCGCCUCCUCGGUGGGCAGCAGCAUCAGCGUUGGCAGCAGCAACAGCAGCAGCAGCAACUGCAGCAACGGCAGCAACAGCAACAGCAACGACAGCAACAGCAGCAGCGGCGGCGGCCACCGAUUGACUUUCAAGGGCACCGGACGGCAUGUGCCCACGAGCGGACUAGGUUCAUCGGCGGCAUCAUCGCCGAACACGAGCGGUACAGCCAGCGGUAUUGGCGGCAUUGGGGGCAUUGGCGGCAUCAUAAGCGUUGAGGCGCCACGCAAAAAUCGACCCAAAUUAUCAUCGCCAACGCGUCACGGACCGCAGCAGUGUCAGAUUUGUUGCAAGAUCUUUGGAAAUGCCUCGGCGCUGGCCAAGCACAAACUGACGCACAGCGACGAGCGGAAAUACAUCUGUGCGCUCUGCUCGAAGGCAUUCAAGCGGCAAGAUCACUUAAACGGACACAUGAUGACUCAUCGGAACAAGAAGCCUUACGAGUGUAAGGCGGAUGGCUGCGGCAAAUCCUACUGCGACGCCCGAUCACUGAGGCGCCACUCGGAGAACCACCAUGCCGGCGGAGCAGCCACGCCCACCACCAGCCAAUCGCUCUCGCCCACCGCCAGUUCGAGCGGUACCAGCAAUAGUAGUGGCGCCGGCGUGGCCACCAGCUCCUUGAGCCUGUCCCCGGCGACGGCCAGCGGAGAUGCCAGCUCCCCGGACGGAGCCACCUGCAUUCGAACGUACAUUUCCACGGGCAGUUCGGUGGUGGAUGCCGCCACCGGGAUCGCCCUGUCGGACGAACAGAUCAAGGCGAUGAAUCUGCCGAUCAAGACGGGCGUCACCUUGCUGUCGCCCACCACCUCGACCUCGUCGAAUGCCUCAUCCUCGGCCUCGUCCUCCAGCUCGUCGCAUUCCUCGACGGGUUCGGGUUCGGGAUCGGGAUCGGGAACUGGGUCUGGUUGCGGAUCGGUAUCCAUGGCCCCGUCACCGUCAAGUGGCUCGGUGAUAACCGCUAGCUCUCCCACCAUCACGCUCAGCGAUGGGAUGAGUCUCGAGGGCGAGGGUCUCACGCGGGAACAGUUGGAUCUCAUCAGCAAGAUAAUGCAGCAAACGAAGCAGACGAGUGCCCAGGUCACCGUCUCCUCGCCCACCAGCGUCAGUUCCUACAAGAUCAACACUAACUCGUCGCCAUCGCAGAACAGACCGCGCACCUGGAACAUGCAAUUGCUAAAUAGUGCACAGAAUGUGACUGUCACAGUCGAGGACAACUCUGAGCUCGUCACUCCCUCCUCGAACUCACCCGUGGAGGUCAAGGAGGAGGAGCUGAGCCCACAGUUAGUGGGCAACAUGAAUCCCAACCUGCUCAACAUCGUAAAGCUCGACAAGCCCGUGGAGUGCAAUCUCUGUCACCGCAAGUUCAAAAACAUACCCGCCCUCAAUGGGCACAUGCGUCUGCAUGGCGGCUACUACAAGAAGGAUCCGGAAACCAAGCGCAGCGAGAAGAAGGACUCCAGUGGUCCGCCCCUGCAGACGGCGAGCAUUGGCGUGCGCGCCCUCAUCGAGGAGAAGAUCAUCAGCAAGCGCAAGGACAUGACUAAGGGCUCCUUUGUGGUUCCGGCACCACCGCACAGCAGUGGCACCACCACCACCCUGCGUCGAUCGAUCAGCGACCUGGAGAGCUUCCUCAACCCGAAGACGAGCACCAGCAGUCACACCCAAACGAUGACCACCACCACGGGCACCACCACAGCGGUUCUCCCGGCGGCCACCACCAUCAAGAGCAGCAAUGGCCUCAGUAUCCAGCAGAUUGGCCUGCCGCAGAGCAUCGAGAUCUUCAGCGGCGGUCAGAAGCAGGCGAAGACGCUGAACCUGGGCAGUGGCACCAACACGAUCACGAUAACCACCAACAACGUACCCACCACCACGACGAUGAGUGCUCUAACCGCGCUGAAAGCGGGUGGCACCAUCAGUGGCAUCUCCACCGCUACCAACACGGAUCCCAAGGACUCCACACUUAUUGAGCUCCUGAAACGCGGCACUCGCAUUGCGGUCACUUCGAAAAAGAGCCAAUCCCAUGGCCAGACGGGAUCCAGUAUAAUGAUGACCUCCAGCGGAGCGGCUACAAAUGCAGUGGGUGCUGUCACCGAGCUGACCACCAUCGGUGCCGGCGGAGGAGUGCAGACGGUGGGCCGUCAGAUCAUCACCAACAACAACCGCACCGUGAUCAUACCCUCCGAUGUCCAGGUGGUGUCCACCAAGAGCAAGCUGAGCAGCUUGAGCAGUCUGGUCAAGAGCAAUAUGACCGGUAGUGGCACCUGCUCCUCGGGCAAUCUUUCGCUGGCCGAUGGCACGCCGCUUUCCCUGACCAUUGCGCCCAAUCAGGAGGUCACCGGAGGUGGAUGCAACUCCAGCGGAUCGGGUGGCGUGAUCACGAGCGGGGGUGGUGGAGUCUACACGGUUACCUACACCAGUGAUGGCACCGAUCUCUUUGACGAUGCCGAGGUCUACAACGUUUCGGACACCGAGAUGCUGCUGCAGACGGUGGACUCCAUGGAGCUGCUCAACGACGAGGAGAUCAAGAGCGAACAUUCCGAGGACUUUGCCCUGCUCAGCGAGGCCGGCGAUAGUGCGCACACCCAGCUGGUGAAACUGGAGCCGGAAAAUGGACAGGCCAACUCCGGAUCGGGAAGCGUAUCCGCCGCCAACACCACGCCGUUGCCCACCUUCCAGCAAUUCCAUUCCAAGGAGCUGAUCAUGCAGAACAGUUCGCAGAUCCAGGCGAUAGCCAGCAUGCGUGGAGGUGGUGGUGGCGUCCUGGCCUCGCCGCUCCACUCGCCACUGGCCUAUCCAACUCCGCCAUCGAGCCACGAGAAUAUGGCCCAGAGUUCGCCGUUCAUCGAGGAUGCGGCUGCCCAGUUUGUGGACGCCAGUAACACCUUCUUCGGCGACAAGACGGACUUCUCGCACAUCUACUUCAAAACGGAUGAGGGGGAGGCCACCAUUGAACAGCUGAAUGAGCACGACAACGAGAAGAUCCUGAAACUGAAAUCAGUGCUGGAGGAGAGCAGCUUCGAUCCCUCGAUCAAAGUGGAGGACCUGCUGAAUGGCACAGAUGAUGACACGGAGUGCGAUCUGCGGGAGUUUGCCGAGACUAAUCUGUCGUUUUUGGACGAGGAUCAGGAGUUCCUCAAUGACUCGAGGAACGCCACCUCACCGCUCUCGGAAUCCUUCUUCACCAGCGGCAUUGGCUCCGCGGAAGAUGUGAAGCAGGUGCUGCGAGAAGUCCUGCCCGAUGAGAAUAUGCAGCUGCAGCUGAGCAGCGAGCAGCAGGGCGAGAACAUCAUCGAUCUCUACUAUUUGCCUGGCUUGGGCCUGCAAUCCCAGAUGAUGCCCAAUUCGGAGGACCCGCUGCUCUCCUCCUCGCCCCGGGAGUUUGGCCAGCAACGACAGCAGUUGGCCAUGCAGACCACCAGCAUGCAGCAGCCCAUGGAGCAGUCGCUUCAGGACAACCACAAUCUCUACCAGCAGCAGGAGCAGCAGCAACAGCAUCCGCAGCAGCAGCAAGAGCCACACCAGCAGCAACAAUCCCAGCAGGAGCAGACGUCGCAGCAGGAACAACAGCAGCAGCAGCAGCAGCAGCAGCAUCAACAGUUGUUGCUGCCGCAGCAGGCACUCAAUCAAGCGGAAUCCCUGCCGGCGGUGGGUCAGCAGCAGGGUGAUUUCAUGCUGCCCCUGGUGGGAGGUCAUGGAUUCACCCAAGUUACCAGCCAAACGCAAUACAUUGAUGGCAGCCAGGGCGGCAUGGGGAUGCAGCCCCUCAACAGCCUGCUGCAACCACUGCUCUACGGUGGGGCAACCACAUCCAAUGGCAGCGCCUCAGCCGGAGGCAACGAAUCUCUGCUCACCACCGAUUGUCAAAUGAAUGCCAAUCAGGGACAGAUCGAUACGGGCCUGUUGUUCGCCUGUGGCAACACGACAACCAUGACAGCCCACAAAUCCCUGGCGGCUCUCGUGCCAAAUCCGCCGAGUGUGGCUAAUCUGCAGCCGUUGUCCAACCAAACGAAUUCCAUUCUGAAGCGCCGCCUGCGCUCCAAUGCGCCCCAGGAGACGCACAAGUUCUCCAAGUUCCACACCCUGUCACCGCAUCGUUCCAAGCUGCGGAAACCAUCGCGUACCCACUAUACGCCCGCCCCCAUCCUCAAUCCGGAUCGCAAGGGCACUGGCCUCUACUGCAAUGUGCGCAAGCAACUGGGUCAGGGUUUGUUCGACGCCUUCGACGAUGACUUCGGGGACCCGGUGGGCUUGGUGGACUUCUCGGAUGAGUCCAAGGUGAACUUGGGCUCCACCUACCAGGCGCAGAUACCCAGCUGUCGGCCGCUGGAGGAGGCAUCGCGCGAGUCUGCGGCCGCCGAGUUGAUGUGGAAUCCCGAGGUGCAGGAGGACGAGAAGAUACUGAUGCGCUACAUUGAUCUCAGCAAGUCGUCGGCCGUGCCCAUGGGCAGUCAUUCCGAGGAGGUGGCGCUCCAAACGCUGCUGCGGGCCAAAGGAAACUCGGCGGCGGCUGUGCUCAGUCUACUCCAAACGCAGUCCGGCGCCUUCCAGAUGAAGUGGACCGCCUACGAGCUGGAGCAGUUCCUGCGCGGCUUGGAGAAGAAUGGCAAGGACUUUGGCAAGAUCGCCAGUGAGCUGCAGACCAAAUCCUCCGGCGAAUGUGUGCAGAUGUACUACUUCUGGAAGAAGCUGUGCGUGGACUACAAGGUGACGCACUUGAAGAUGGAGCCCGUGGUGGUAAUCACACCCGCGGUGGAGAAGCCCUAUGUCUGCGAGAUCGCCGACUGUUCAGCGAGCUUCAGUUCGAAGGCGGCGCUGCACGGCCAUGUCCGCAUACACGCUUACGGUCGCAGUGCCAGCAGCAACACCAACAACAACAACAACAACAGCAGCAGCAGCAACACCGGCAGCAGCAGCAACAUGCAACAUGGCGCUGCAAGCAGUGGCAGUGGCUCUGGCGGCAACAACAGCAGCAGCAGCUACGCAUGCGCAACACUGAGCAGCGGCAACAGCAGCAGCGGCAACAAUGCCAGCAGCAAUACCGCUGCAGCUGCAGCAGCACACAGCAGCAACAUGCCCCAGGGCGGCAGCAACUGCAGUGGCCAUGCGAAUGCGGCUAUAGCAACGUCUGCGCUUUCGACCACGCCCAAAUUGGAGGCGGGCAUGGGCAGUGCCACGAACAUAGCAAUUGCCAAGGAGGGCGAGUUCCCCUGCAAGGUGUGCGGCAAAGUCUUCAAUAAGGUGAAGAGUCGCAGUGCGCACAUGAAGACGCACCGCGUCCAGGAGCCGGAUCAGAAGCACCAGCUGAACCACCAGGCUGGAGCUAGUCACCUGGCCACCGUCGCCUCAUCAACCAUAACCGCACCAUCGUAGACACCGAUCGACGAGGAAUGAACGGAGAUUUCCCUGUACAUAGGGUAUCCAUGGGGCGUAUAUAGCAAACAAACAAAAAUCGAUUGACAAUCGCAUUAAGCAAGCGGCAAGCAUUGUUUACCACUGUUAGAAUUUAUGCUUAGACGAAUUUGAGUCUAAAAAUCAAUGUCACGUGUACGUAGUAGUUAAAGGCAUUUCUUCACUAGGUCUAUCUGAAUCUAUAUCUCAAGCCCCUCUUCUUCAAUCACUUCUCUAUCUAUCUAUCUAUCUUUCUAUACCCUAAGUAGAAGACACUGCGACUCGCUGUAGGUUAUAAGUCUAGCCAAGGAUUGGUACAAGUUCAAAUUGAAUUGUUAUUGACUAUUGUAGGCAGGUGCAAUAUUUAUGUUGAAGUAACACGAAAUACGAAUAUGUAAAUGUAAAUGUGUAUGAAUGUACAUGUACAUUUAUACCUACCGUUUUUUAUAGUAGGCGUUUAUUCAGCUCGACUCGACUGUAGAUGUACUCUAAAUCUAAAUUUAAAUCUAAAUCGAAACCUUAACGUAAAUCUAAAACUAUACUACAACCAUGGCUAAAGCUAAGGCGAAAUCCCGAUCUAUGAUAAUUACUAGUGCAUAAUUACUGUUAACUACAAGUUUUUCUACUCAAAUACUCGUACAUAGUUGCAACACACUACACUGAUACUUUACUAGGGCGAUAAAUGUGUAGGGCGUAAGAGAAUCUCUAUAUAUAUACAUACUUGAUAUAUAAUAUAAUAAUACUUGCCUAGGUGUACGAUGUAUGCGAUAUAUGAUUGUUGUUCUAGUUUUAACGACGCAAGUCAGCAACUCCGAGUAGUUGAAGUUUUACUUAGAUUGUACUUACCUACCUACAGACACCUAAACUAUUUAACUAUGGCUUAGAAACCUAAACUAUGGCAAAAAACCCAAGAGAAAAUCUAGUGAAAUCAAGUGAUAUUGAGUGAGAUCAAAAACGAUUUUAGCUAAACGUGAACAAAAUUCAAUGCACACCAAUGUAAAUGGAAGUUGAGAAAAGUUUUAACUUUACUUUUAACGACGCAAAGUUGUAGGUUGUAAGACACUGUACAUACGAGUCUAGCAAAUUAAUCAGUUAAGGAAGGAUAUGUUUCAAAUUUCUCCAAAACGCAUAAAAGACAUUAAUCUAUUUGUAAUUCUAGAGCCCCUCUCCCCCUGACCGCCCCUUGCCCCUCCGCCCUACAACAAAAACGAACACAAACACACAGACAACGAGGGUUUGAACUUCGAACUUUGAGCCUUGAACCCCAAAGAGCCCACACCCACACACACACAAAGAGACACUCACAGUGCAGUUUUAUAUAGGCCUAGGAUAUACAUACAUAGUUAUUAUAUACAAGCAUAUAUUAAAUUAAAUGGUACAACAGUAAAUCUGCCAGCAAUUUGAACAACAACAAGAAUCACACGUUUUCCAUUUGGACAGUGAGCUAAUGUACUACAACAAAUUGAUCAAUUGAUUCAGCGUUUUUGAGGCCGAUGCCGAUGCCGGGUAGUAUGUUAUUGACAAUGGCGUAACUUAAUCUAGUUUAAUGUAAAACCGAUGCAUGCAGGGCUAAAUCGAAAACCAAAUGAAAUACUUACGUUUAGUCUAAAUACCUUCCUUCCACGCCCCUUUCCACGCCCCUUUCCACGCCCCUAUCUCACUGACCCGCAGAUCCGGACAAAAACUUGGAGGAUGGGAACUAUUAGCAAUUUUUAUGGUUGUAUUCGCCAGAAAACUGAAAUGAAUCAGGAGUUUGUAAAUAAAAUACAUUGGAGAUGUACAAAAUAACCCGAUGUGGAGGACUUAUCCAUAUGCUGUUCUAUUUCCUUGGCCUUGUGUUCGCAAUAGCAUUCGUAAUCAUAAAAUAGUCAUAGAUUUAGUUGACGGACAACAUAAUUCUUGCAUAUUUUUCGGUGUUAUAUACAAUAAGCGUAAGCAGAUAUACAUGAAAACAAAUACAGCUACAGCAGCCCACCAUAUGAAGCACAUUCAGUAACUGUUUGUUGUGGGCCUUCGAAGCCGUUUAAAGACUUUCUCGCGUACAAAUACCAGCCCGAACAUCUAUGUAUAUCCGUCUAUCCGUAUACCCGUGUUCCCAUCUGUAAUAAUCGUGCUUGGUUGUCUGCAUUUUAUCUACACAUCUUCCGUUUCCGCUUCUGUUUCCAUUUUCGUUUCCGUUUUCGUUCCCAUUUCCAUUUCCGUUUCCGCCUGAGUUCGUCCAACCACACUGUUCGAUUCUAUUCUAUGCUCAAAUGCCUUCAAGCGAAUAUAAGUCUUAAGUAUUAUUAAAUAAAGUAUCCACAAAUGAGUGUUUAUCCUUAAGUAAGUGUUCAAAUCUAGGCUUACGUUAGCUUAAGUUGACAUGAGUGUGCACUUUGUUGCUUUUCAAAAAAGUUUCCUAAAGACAAUGAAUGGAUAAACGUAGAGUUAGGCAUUUGCUCGAACGUCUAGUCUAAUGCCGUAGUUUAAUUAUCACCUAGUUUAUUUAUAUUUCAUUUUAAGUUUUAAUUACUGUGCCAAAGUGUUUAUCGUUUACCAAUUAAAUGAUUUCAACUGUUUCAUUUUUCCACGACCGUCUUGCCUUUUUAUUUAUGUAUCUACAGCAUCGUAUGUAAAUUCAAUAGUAAAGGACAAUCUGUGACAUUGAGUACUAUACAUUCCUAAACACUUCGAAGCGAUAAUUUCCGGAAUCAUCUGCGUCAGCGAUUCCACCUCACUUACACACUUAAUUCGAAAACUCUGCGUUGUGAUUGUUCAUUAAGCGAAAGUAAUGAUAAACUGUAUUUAUGCAAUGCAAAUACGUAUUUAAGAGUAAUCUGUAUAUAAAUAGAUGGCGGCCGACGCGGCUCCAGCUUCCUCAAAAGCCAAACUAAUUCUAGCUCAGAAUUCAGAUUCAAAUUCACUCAAACCAUCAGUAUAUACAAUUUGCACUCCAAUUCAAAGAAACUAUAUACUUGCAUGAGUGGUUUACUUCUUCUCAGCAUCUGUUUGCAAUAUUUUGUAAAUCGUACAGAUACACAUACUACCAUUAAUGUCAUACCGAAUGAGGGAAAACCGAAUAUUAUAUAUUUAGAAAACGCAACAGAAUUACUUCGAAAUACAAUACAAAACCUUUUGAAAUUGAAAACGAUUGAUAAUAGCUAUUAGACAUAUCAAUUUUAUUUAAAAUCGAAUCGAGAGAUGCAUUCAAAAAAUCAGAAAAAUAUAUAUAUAUAUAUACAUACAUAUAUAUAUGUAUACAUAGUCCGUACACCUUCGUGUACACCAGUGCAAUAUUGCAUUCCUGUUUAGCGAAUAAGUGGACAUUUUUAGGCGUCAUCGUAGUAUUUACAGGAUCUUCUGUUGGGCACCUCUUUCGAAUCUUUGCUUUAAGUGCGAUAUCUCAGAGUAUUUAGACUGACGAGUAAUAAAACGAUACCAAAUUAUGAGAUACUAUUCUGGAUGCAGUGCAUAACCCUUCGUUUCUGUGCCAAAAACAAGGAUCGAUCGCGAUCUGACUACAGACGCGAUGAAUGGCGUGACAAACUUUACCGCUCAGUAUUAUCGAGAUGUCCGACCUGCGACCCGGAAAAAUCGGGAAAUUUGGGUUGGGCGGAUCGGCCCUGCUAUGAUUAAGUACCAUAUACAAAGAACUACACAAAUCUACGAUGUAAGUUUUAACUGUAAUAUGCAAAGGGACACUUUUAUAAAGAAGCAAACUGUUACUUUAUGGCAUUUAGUUGAGAUGCUGUAACCUCUUGUUGAUCGUAAAUUGUACGUAGCAUGUAAAACCUAUUUAACUCGCAGACACCUACACACGAAUACAUAAAUAUAUAUACAUAUGUAUUUAUACAGUGCUAAUAUUAAUAUUCUGAUAUGAACGAAUAUUUUAUGGUACAUCUAUAUAUGUACAUAAUAAGAGUAAAUGUAAACUUCAAUGUUUUCAUGGUUGUAAACUGAUGAUCAAAAAUAGAUUUAAUGAAUUUUACAUGCUUUUAUUUAAACGCAGAAUCACUUCGACCUUGCUUUACACUUUUUGGUACCUAAUAAUAUUUAAUAAUAUCGUCACAUCUAAUGGCAUUUCUUUCAACGAACACCGUACCCUUCUUUUAACAUCAAUCAUUCGUUGUUUUUACCAGACUUACAAUCUCACAAGCGGUGCAAUGGAUAAGCGAAAUAUUUUCUGAGCAGCACACAUUCUUUGAUAAGAAAUGAUCGAUGUAUGCGAUAUUUGAAAAAGAAAUCAUGAAUAUUCCCUCCAAAUAAUUUUUAAAAAAUUACGUAUUUGCUAAAAGUCAAAUCUCUGAUAACUGUAAUGAAAUACGACGGAUGGGUUGACGGUUCCGACGAACUCAACUCCCAAAUCUGUUUAUAAUGGAGGAAUACUGUAUUUAGCAUGAUGUUACCAGUUACAUUUAACGUAAUUACAAUUACAAUGAUUAUUGUGUAUUGCAUGUGUAUGUGAAGUGUAUGUAAUUACAAUUAAACUCUUUAAAAAAACAAAAAAAAAAUGAAAAUGAAACGAAAACCGAGAAAUGUGGAAAGAGAAACUAUGGCACACAUUUGCCAUUUAAUAGUAGUCAAUUCUUCAAAACAAAACAAAAACACAAAAAAACAAAAAUCAAGAAAAAAAAGCGCAUUAGGUUAAGUGUGAAGAUGCAUGAGGAUAUAUGGACACUAUUUUCUAAACGUAUUACAACAAUAAUUUAUGAAUUUGUUGGUAAUUUUAUACAUAUAUAUACACCAGUUACUUUUGUUAGCUAGCAAAACGACAACGACAACUUAGGUAGCGCCGAGGUAGAUAAACUUUAUGAAUGUUGUACCCAAAGCCCACGCCCCGGACACCCGCGAGAGCACACUGUACAGGCACGAACCUCAAGGCAGGAUGGGUCAUAGUUCAAGAUCUAGAUCUAGAUCUAGAUACCACGGAUCCCAGAUCCUGAAGCCCGUCCUUGCGCAUCCUACCUAGCUAGUUAGGUCCGCGUCCCUUAUAACACGAUUUCUGCUCAUACUAUACACUAUACAUACUGUACACUAUACACACUGUACACUGUACUCAACACACUCACUGAUUACAAUCUCUGUUGGAUCUGUUGUACUCUGCCAUUUUUUGGUGUGAUAUUCUAUUGGUUGUGGCGGUUGCUUUUGAGCCGCUUUACACAUUGUUGCAUUUCUACUAAUACUAAUCGUAGUUGGCCUAAACUGGGUCACAACAUGAUGAAAAAACAACACAAAAAAAAAACAUAAACUUAAAACCAAAAAAUCAAUUAUUAUGUAACUUAUUCGAUUUCCAGUUGUUGUUUUGGUUGUACACAUGCGUAAUGGUUUUAAACUCGUUUUGACUAACUGUAACUGAUUGCCAAACUUUGUUAACUAUUUUAGUCCAUACAUACGUACAUACAUACUUUUAGGUUUAAGCACUUGUAAUUUAAUCGAACAUGAUUUGAGCAAAUUUAAUGAAAAUGAACUAAACUUACAAAAACACAAAGCGAAAAUAAAGUGGUGGUCGUAACUAAAAAA
Drosophila yakuba is the source of this 12641-nucleotide messenger RNA. RefSeq names its product mucin-5AC. Lineage: Eukaryota; Metazoa; Arthropoda; Insecta; Diptera; Drosophilidae. Gene Ontology annotation, molecular function: ATP binding; transcription corepressor activity. Gene Ontology annotation, biological process: regulation of transcription by RNA polymerase II; negative regulation of DNA-templated transcription. The transcript is spliced from 11 exons. The record is from RefSeq and is a predicted model, not a curated record. Bases 1122 to 7124 code for a protein of 2000 amino acids. Gene Ontology annotation, cellular component: histone deacetylase complex; transcription regulator complex.